GAAGAGAGAGAGAGAGAGAGCGAGAGAGCGCGCGCGAGAGCUGACAGACAGUCAGUCAGUAUAGUGAGUGUGUAGACAGUCCGUCAGGUUUGUGCUGUAGUGUUGUGUAGCUCUUCUGUGUAUAUUUUAGUCACGCAUUUCUUUGUGUUUCCGCUGGUGUGUGUUGGGUUGUGUAUUGGUGUUGAAUGCGUGAGCAGUACUGGGUUCAGAUCUAUCGAUUUUCGGUGUUCUGGCCUGUCUGAGCACACCUACAGGACUGAACUCGUAUCACCAUGGACAAAGCAGAUUUCCUGAAAGGACUACCUGUGUAUAACAAGACUAACUUCAGCCGUUUUCACGCAGACUCUGUAUGUAAGGCAUCGAACAGAAGGCCGUCGGUGUAUCUGCCUACACGAGAGUAUCCCUCAGAACAGAUCAUAGUCACAGAGAAGACGAACAUUCUCUUACGUUACCUUCAUCAACAAUGGGACAAAAAGAACGCAGCUAAAAAGCGAGAGCAGGAGCAAGCAGAAGGGGAGAGCGGCAGCCCGGCACCUCCUCGCAAAAUCGCCCGAACGGACAGCCAGGAGAUGAACGAGGACUCUUAGAGGAACCCUCCAUCCAACAGCAGACAGACUCGACAAAGCCCAGCUCUCUCAGAACAUUCAAACACCGGCACACCACACAGGAAUUUCACCUACGAAAGAACGAAACGAAAACAAUGUGACAUACGGUGUGCUUUAUUAUACUGAGUGCUUCCUGAUGCGGUCAGUGCCCCUCAGACUGUCUGUCCGGAUGGGAACACGCUGCGGGCAAGAUUGGCUUUCAGCUUUGAUGGAUCUGCUGAAUUCUGAAGGGCGGUGGGGGGGUCGGGUAAAGCGAUAUAUAUUUAACAAGCACAUAAGGAAUGUCCAGAAUGCGUGCUAUGAACCGUUGUGAGAAGAUAUGAUUGUUAGGACACUAAGGCAAUUUAUGUUUCAAAGCACCCUCAUUAAUUUAAGCUGUGACCCUUUGCUUUCCUCAAAUACACAGAAACUCGGCACACACGUCCAAAGGAAAAGCUCUAAAGCAAAUUUAGAUGUAGGAUUUUGUGUGGGUAAAAUGUUUGUCUUCCUAACAAGUGCAAACUUGUGCAUGAAUGCACUGUUAGGACUGUUUAUCCGUCACCAAUAUCACAGGAUGAUGAUUUUGUAAAAAGUAAAGUAACUCUCUCCCCUCCGAAUAUAAGCUUUCAGUGCUGUCUUAGUCUCAAUGGGUCACAUUCUCCAUUCAGUUAUUCAGAUGUGGUAAAGAUAAACAGAUCGACUGCCUUCCGAUAUUUAUGAAUUAUUGGUUCUUAUCUGAAGGAAACCUCGUGUGAUGAUCCCAUCAUGAUUAUUUUGCAUUUCCUGAGUUAGACAGCAAUUAUGCCUCUGCUUUGUUCUCUGUGUUUGUACAUUUUUGUGCUGGAGUUCUAAGAUUUGAGGUUCUGAUGUGUGGCGGUUCAUCUCUUAACCUGCAGAGGGAGACAGUGGGCUGUGGUUGUGAGGAUCAGGUACAAUAAAAAGGAUUUUUGAGCCCACAAUGUAUCCAUAGUACUUUGUGCCUUCACUAUGUUUGGACUGGAGGCACAAUGUUUGGAGAUGUUGAGUCAGCAGUUUAUUGUCUCGCGUGUUUCAGGUUCUGUACUGGAAAAGUUUUUGGGCGUGUUAUUAAAAAGAUUCAGGGUUUUGAAACUAUCAAGAGUAACAAAGCAUGCAUGAGUUUGACUUUGGCAAAAGUGUUGAGUAAAGGCUUUUAAAAGCUCUUGGAUUUUAGUGUCCUGUAAAGUGUGCAAAGUGCAGCCCAUCUUAAAUCUAGUCUAAAUCUAGCUCCAUGUGUUACAGCGUUACAACCACAAUGACUGCAAAUAUACCUACAUUUGUAUUGUUUUUUUUUGUUUGUUGACUUCCCAGGCUCCUUGUUUGAGGUUUAACUAUUUUUUUAUUAUUUUGAGUCAAAAUAAAAGUUUAAAAUGG
Molecule: messenger RNA, 1976 nt
Organism: Triplophysa rosa
Lineage: Eukaryota; Metazoa; Chordata; Actinopteri; Cypriniformes; Nemacheilidae
Gene: dda1
Product: DET1 and DDB1 associated 1
Exons: 5
Coding region: 273-587 (104 amino acids)
Biological process (GO): positive regulation of proteasomal ubiquitin-dependent protein catabolic process
Cellular component (GO): Cul4-RING E3 ubiquitin ligase complex
Source: RefSeq, a predicted model, not a curated record